This is a messenger RNA of Telopea speciosissima, 2601 nucleotides long. RefSeq lists its product as uncharacterized. The transcript is spliced from 17 exons. The coding region runs from base 361 to 2601 and encodes 746 amino acids. Lineage: Eukaryota; Viridiplantae; Streptophyta; Magnoliopsida; Proteales; Proteaceae. The record is from RefSeq and is a predicted model, not a curated record.
UCUCUCUCUCUCUCCCCCACAUUGGCUUUAACCGCGACCGCAAACUCGGGGCCUGGGAAUGGGAUUUGGUAGUUGCCGCGCUGCGCGUUUGUGUGUUUUGCAGAGGGGAGGGAAACCCUAACCGUAAUUCUAAUUUUGCUUCUAGUUUUUCUUAUGUCUUUCUCGAUAUCCGUGAACAGAGGAAAAUCCUAACUUCGUAUUCAAAUCUGCUAAAUCUGCUUUCCAUGUUUAUUUCAACUUCAAAGUUUCGAUUUGGAAGCGGUUUUUGUUGAGGGUGGAGAGCCCUGAUCUAAUGCCUUCAGAUUCAAUCUUGGGAGAUUUGGAUUGACAGUCGUCAGAGAUAAGGGAUUUUGGUUUUGGAUGGAAGAAGAAACUGCUUGUUUAACAGUGUUAACUGAUGGGGAUAUGGCAUUGUGUGAUUCAUCAAAAACUGAAGUGAAACGUGAUCAUCAGUGGGUUGUAGAUGCUAAUGAAUCAGAUUCCUUGCCCAACAAGAAGCUUGCUAAAGAAAAUUCAAACGAUGACCUGAACUCGGAAAUUCUGAAUCCAAAUGUUUCUCCAAAGGAGAAUGUAUCCAGCUGUCAGACCAUCUCAAGCCAACAUGACGAGUUGGCAAGGGAUAACAAUUUGGGAGGUGGUGACAUUACAUCUACAGAGAAUUCGAGUAUGGACAGCACGACUGACGAGGAGCAUAGUAGAAAUGACUCUGCUGUUGCUGUAUGUACUUCUCAAGUUAUAAUGGAAGUUCCAAAACCUACCAGUUCGACUGGGAUUAGGAGAAUAAUAUUCAAGUUCAGCAAGAGCAAGGAAGAUUAUGCUCCAUCUUCUUCAGCAGUUCAGCCUGUAGAUAAUGACCCCACUUAUGGUGGAUCUCGACACUGUACUGGGAUGAAGUUGGUUAAUUCAAGUGCAGACAUGUUAGUGGGUCCUCCAAGAAAAGUUUUAUCCGAAACGGGAAACAUGUUUACAUUUUCUCCUAAAAUGAAGAUGGAAUUAAAGAUGCCCAAGAAGGUUGUUGUGAACAGCUACCCUACAAAUGUCAAAAGGUUGUUAUCAACUGGCAUUCUUGAAGGAGCUCGCGUGAAGUAUAUAUCCGGUACUCAUGAGAGAGAGCUUCUUGCUAUUAUAAAAAGCUCUGGAUAUUUGUGUGGUUGUCCACUGUGUAAUUUUUCUGAGGUUCUUAAUGCUUAUGAGUUUGAGCAGCAUGCCGGGUGCAGAACCAAACAUCCAAAUGAUAACAUAUUCCUGGAGAAUGGGAAGUCAAUUCAUAAUAUUGUCCAAGAGCUGAGGCGUACACCACUCAAUUUGUUGCCUGAAGUGAUUCGAAGUGUGGUUGGAUCAUCAAUCAAUGAGAAAUUUUACCUGGUCUGGAAAGAAUCACUCCAAGCUCCAAAUCUUCACGAAAUUGGUGGAAAGUUUGAAAUGGAAAGACAGUCUCAACUGGAUCUUCUUGAUCUGCCUAGUUCAAUGGAAAGCUGUCCUAGUGACGCUGCUGAAGACAGCCUCGGCCUUUCUUCAAGAUACUUGAUGCCAGAAUUUCCUAUGAAAGAGAAGGCCCAUGUGAAGCAAAAGAGACCAAGAGGGCGGAAACGUGGGGUUAAAAGGCUGAACUCCAACAGUUAUAACUUGAUUGUGCGACAGAAGAAAACUGCUGGAGGUAGGGUUAAGAAAAGGGAUAAUGAUCUACACCGUUUACUUUUCAUGCCAAAUGGACUUCCAGAUGGAGCAGAGCUGGCUUAUUAUUCCAAAGGACAGAGAUUACUUGAAGGCUAUAAGCAAGGAACUGGCAUAGUUUGUAGUUGCUGCAACAGUGAGAUUAGCCCCUCACAGUUUGAAGCUCAUGCUGGAUGGGGUGCUAGGCGUCAACCAUACCGUCACAUUUAUACCUCAAAUGGAUCGUCACUUCAUGAUCUAUCACUUUCAUUGGCAAAUGGACACAGUCUUGCUGCUAGUGACAGUGAUGAUAUAUGUACAGUAUGUGGAGAAGGAGAGGAUUUGAUCCUUUGUGAUGGAUGUCCUCGAGCAUUUCAUACAGCUUGUUUGGAAUUACAGUGCGUCCCGGAAAGUGAUUGGAACUGCCCAUAUUGCAAAGAUAAAUUUGAUGUUGGUAGAAAUGCAUCUAUGGGGGAAUUUUCCACUGCGAAGCCAAUUACCAUAAGGUUGACGCGAGUUGUUAGAGCACCUGCAACCGAAAUAGGUGGUUGUGCUGUUUGCAGGGGCCAUGACUUCAGUGUUGCAAAAUUUGAUGGGCGGACGGUUAUACUCUGUGAUCAAUGUGAGAGGGAGUUCCAUGUUGGGUGUCUGAGGGACCAUGGGCUGUGUGAUUUGAAAGAGCUUCCUAAGGACAAGUGGUUUUGCUGUGAGGAUUGCAAUAGGAUCCAUUUCACUUUACAGAAAUUAAUUCUCCGUGGAGCAGAGAUGGUUCCAACUUCAGUUUCAACCAUGAUAAAGAGGAAGCUAAUGGAGAAAGGCCUAGUUGAUGCAACUGAGGAUAAUGUGCAAUGGCAAGUCUUAAGUGGAAAAUCUGGCUUUCCAGAUCAUCGAUUGUUGCUUUCCAAGGCUGCUGCAAUCUUUAGAGAUGGUUUUGAUCAAUGGAGAUAA